Cimex lectularius (bed bug) is the source of this 2118-nucleotide messenger RNA. Its product is annotated as glutathione hydrolase 1 proenzyme-like. Bases 437 to 2098 code for a protein of 553 amino acids. Gene Ontology annotation, molecular function: glutathione gamma-glutamate hydrolase. NCBI's taxonomy places the organism in Eukaryota, Metazoa, Arthropoda, Insecta, Hemiptera, Cimicidae. Gene Ontology annotation, biological process: glutathione catabolic process. Gene Ontology annotation, cellular component: plasma membrane. The transcript is spliced from 10 exons. The record is from RefSeq and is a predicted model, not a curated record.
AUACAAACUAAAAGUUGCUUAAAAAUAAUAGCAUAUCGAGUAAAUUGUUUUAAAUAAAGUAUAAAUAUCAGGACACAAUAAAUCUAUCUUUAUACACGAGCGAUAAAUGUGUUUUUUUGAAAAUCACAUUAAAACAAAAAACAGCUUGUUAUUAAAAAAAAAAUUAAAAUUUUUUUCAGCUUUAAAAUCAAAAACCCACAAUUCACCCACUCUUAAUGUAAACUUCUAAAAACAAAAUCAGUUAAGUUUGGCGGAAUGGCGGUAAAUUACGAAUAAUCAAUUUCGAAAAAUCCGUUCGCCCCGAUUUGAACAAAAAAAAAAAAUAAUUGACCGAAAUGCGAACCGAUUCGAAAAAUUGUUAAUAAUCCUCCAGUAUUCGUACAGAUUGCCCUGAGCUGUCUGGAGGACCUUCGACGUUGUUAUUGCAGGACGAGGAAUGUUAGAUUUUCCAAGUGAGGAAGAUCCGCUUCCAGUCUCUAACUCAGAGCAAGGACACUACAAGUCCGCUGCCGUUGUCACCAACACAGAACCAUGCUCUGCUAUUGGAAGGGACAUACUAUCAAAGGGAGGAUCAGCUGUGGAUGCUGCAAUCGCUUCCCUGCUUUGCGAAGGGCUUUGUGGAAUGCAGAACAUGGGAAUUGGAGGCGGUAUGUUCAUGACAAUUUACAUCAGAGAGACUGGAGAGGCCAUAACACUCGAUGCUAGGGAGAGCGCACCAAUCGCCAGUGUUAAAGACAUGUACAAAGGAAAGCCGACACUUUCAGCAGUUGGUCCACUGGCUGUCGCAGUGCCUGGCGAGCUCAUGGGCUACUGGGAGGCACACAAACGUUUUGGCAAGUUACCGUGGAAAGAUCUCUUCGCUCCAGCUAUAUCAAUGUGUCUGAAUGGAAUCCCUGUAAAUCAUAGGCUUGGAGUUUCAUUUUCAAGUACUGGGAUGGAACAAGAAAUACUCGAAAGCCCAUCGUUAAGGGAAAUCCUUGCACCUAAUGGAUCAUUACCUAAAAGUGGAGAUUUGUUGAGGAUGCCAACUCUUGCCCAAACCCUUACUACUAUCGCCAAUGAUCCAAACGGUCCCUGGGCUCUCUACAAUGGAGUGCUGACCGAUGCAUUCAUCCACGACAUCCAAAAACAGGGCGGGAUAAUAACAAAACAAGACUUAUGGGAAUACAGAGCGAAAUGGGCAUCACCCAUCACUCAAAAGCUUGCUGGCGGAUACACCCUCCACACUUUACCUCCUCCUGGCUGUGGGGCCGUACUCGCUUUCAUCCUUUCGGUGCUUGAUGGACAGCUAAAGAUUAAUCCAAGGCCAAACGCUCAUAAUUAUAUGAAAAUAGCUGAGGCGUUCAAGUACGGAUAUGCAUUAAGGACAGGCUUGGGCGACCCGGAAUUUACAAAUGUGUCUGAGGCUAUUUCAAAACUGAAUGACAAACAUUUUCGGACUUUCAUUAAAAAGAAGAUAGAAAACACCCAAAAUACUAGUUCAAGUAUUGAUAUUUAUGGGGCGGACUAUUAUUUAAAAGAUGAUCAUGGAACUAUUAACAUCGUUGUACUGGCUCCGAAUGGUGAUGCUGUUGCAGCAACUAGCACAAUAAAUACAUUGUUUGGAUCACUAAUUGGUUCACCGAGUACAGGUAUAAUACUUAACAAUGAAAUGGAUGAUUUCUCAGCCCCAAACAUUGUCAACUCUUUUGGCGUAACUCCAUCUCCUGCAAACUUCAUCAAGGCUAAGAAGCGACCUUUAAGUUCAGCUUGCCCUUCUAUAGUACUAAACUCAGAAGGAGACGUGCGGAUAGUGGUUGGGGCAGCCGGUGGCACGCACAUCAUAUCGUCAACUGCACAGGUAAUAAUAAACAACCUUUGGUUAAGUCUUAGCAUAAAACAGGCGGUCGACAUGCCAAGGAUUCAUCACCAGCUACUACCGAUGAUCCUCAAAUACGAAUGUGGUAUACCAAAGUGUGUGGUGGAUGAAUUGACUAACCGCAAGCACAAAAUGAAAAAACAAUCACCUCAUUCUUCAGUAACGGCGAUUGCUCAAAGUCAUGGGGAAGUAACAGCAAUUUAUGAUUUUCGGAGGGGUGGAAGCACUGCUGGUUUUUGAUAAUAGAAUACUCAAAAUAU